AUGGCAAUAUUUAAUGGAAAGAUAUUGGACAUAUCUGUGGAGAAUGUUGUAGUAAAGGAGAUACAUAGAACAUCAUUUCUUGAUUUUGUGAAAACACUGAUGAAGUCUAAAAAACUUGUUGGAAGAUUGUUAGUAAUAUGUCUUAAUUGGUUUGCAAUCGCAAUGACAUAUUAUGGUAUAUCUAUGAAUGUGGCAAAGUUCAGUGGAGAUGUUUUUGUUAAUUUUGCUGCUUCAUCGUCAGCUGAAUUUUCUGCAGUAAUUUUCUGUUGGAUUGUAACGGACAGAGUUGGUCGUAAAGGACUCUUCUGUAGUGCUAUGAUUUUGGGAGGUGUGACGUGUAUAUGUACUAUAUUUACAUCUCUGUAUGCCGACAAAUCUUUACUAUGGUUAACUACGACGCUUGCAAUGGUUGGAAAGUUCUUUUGUACCAUUACAUUUUUUGUUAUUUAUAUAUUCACUGCUGAGUUAUUCCCAACUGUUCUGCGGGCGUCUGUUCUUGGAGUUGCAAGCAUGACUGGUCGUAUUGGGUCAAUAUCAUCGGCAUAUGUAGGUGAACUGGGUGACAUAAUACAGACUAAAUUUGGAGUAGCACUUCCAUUGAUCGUAUUAGGAAGUUUUGGAUUGAUGGCUGGGUUGUUAUCUCUUACCUUACCAGACACUACAAACACAUGUCUUCCAGAGUCUGUCGAUGAUGCAAAAGAAAUACAAAUCAGCAAGAAGAACGAAAACGGAACUGCUGUUAACGAAUGCGAACUAGAGACAUUGACAGAGAAAAUAUAGAAGUUACUAUAUAUGGGCCAUUCAUUCAUGACCAAAUGUGAUUAGUUUUCCUCUUUAAAUAUAUAUAUCACUGAUACAUUGAAUUAAUCAUUUUAACAUUAAAUUGAAGCAACCUAUAUAAGGGUAAAUUCGUAAAAUAAUAGGCUAACCUGUGCUUUCAAAUAAAUAAAAACAUGAUAUCAAAAU
Messenger RNA from Mytilus californianus (California mussel), 966 nucleotides. RefSeq names its product organic cation transporter protein-like. Bases 1 to 780 code for a protein of 259 amino acids. The record is from RefSeq and is a predicted model, not a curated record. Lineage: Eukaryota; Metazoa; Mollusca; Bivalvia; Mytilida; Mytilidae. The transcript is spliced from 5 exons.